This is a messenger RNA of Telopea speciosissima, 996 nucleotides long. Its product is annotated as protein FATTY ACID EXPORT 1, chloroplastic-like. Gene Ontology annotation, cellular component: membrane. The transcript has 6 exons. The record is from RefSeq and is a predicted model, not a curated record. NCBI's taxonomy places the organism in Eukaryota, Viridiplantae, Streptophyta, Magnoliopsida, Proteales, Proteaceae. The coding region runs from base 99 to 791 and encodes 230 amino acids.
UGUAACCAGGCCAACUGGCCAAGGCUCCGUCAUUACGAUUUGCAUUUCUUUCAAGAAGAAUUGUGAUCCUUUCGGAUCAUCACCAAUUGACCAUCAUAAUGGCCUUCGCAGUCGCUCAAUUCCCUUCCGUCUCUUCAACCAAUCGCGACCUGCAGCUACAGAAACGAUCACUCCCUCCACCUAUUCUUCGUUCCAAGUUGUCAGUUUCUAUGCACUUUGAAGGAACUGGAACAGAACGUACUUAUUCAGAGGCUAUCACCACCUUAAGUUAUACAGCUGAUCCAUCAAGUUCACAUAUAGAGGGCACUAAGAAAUCAAAUCCAAAUAAAGAAGAACAAGUUGGUGGUAAGUUAGGGGUCGAUGACCAAUCAAUGGGACAAGUUGUCACCCAACAGAAAAGGGCAGCAAAGAUCCAUGAUUUUUGUUUUGGGAUCCCAUUCGGUGGGCUUAUUUUAAGUGGAGGGCUUGUUGGAUUUCUUUUCUCAAGAAAUAUCACAACUCUAAGCACGGGCAUGCUCUUUGGAGGUGCUUUGUUGGCCCUGAGCACCACUAGCUUAAAGUUUUGGAGGCAAGGAAAAUCCAGCUUGCCAUUUAUAUUGGGGCAAGCAGCACUUGCAGCGGCACUUCUUGGGAAGCAUUAUAAGACCUACUCCAUGACGAAAAAAUUCUUGCCCACAGGAUUCUAUGCCAUUGUUAGCGCUGCAAUGUUGUGUUUCUAUUCCUAUGUGCUGAUUUCUGGAGGAAACCCUCCACCAAAGAAGUUAAAGUCAGCCGAAGCUGCUCCAUCAUGAUGCAAAGUAAAGUUCAUUGCGUAAAGUUUUUCAUGUAAUAUAUUAUCUUCUUAUACAAGUUGUACUCAGGUUACGGUUGAACCAUUCCCACUUUUUGUCAUUUAGUUCAAUCUAAUGUAUAAUUAUGUGUGGGAAGAGAAAUACAUAAAUAGAACGGGAUGGUGAUGACUUAUGAAGAGACAGAGGGAGAGGUGAUUAAUGGCUU